AUGGAGCCCCGCAGAACCCCUCCGGAGUACUUUCUGGAGAUCUUUGCGGAUACCACCACCGUCCGAGACGUGCUAAAAGGUGUUUUGAACCUGAUCUUCUUCCACCGCUAUUUCCCCUCCAUCCGACCGACUACAUUCGACGUGCUGGACUUCACCCUCCCCGCCAUCAACGACGUCGACCUCGAAACCCUGAUCGACUCCCGGAUCAGCUCCUUGGUGCGUCAGCACUCGUCUUCCACAACCAGCGCCCUUGACGGUGGCGGUAAUGGAGGUGUACGCGGCCGCAUCGCCGUCGAGUUCUACGAGAAAAAGCGCCGACGCUCGGGGAUGUGGUUCGGUGGACUGGCAGGAAAAGGAGAGGAAGAGGUAUGUUGGGAAGUGUGGAACCUGGACGUGACGAUCGCCACUCCGCGGACAGAAUCAGAACGCGCCAAGGUACGCAAGGCGAUGGAGAACAUGCUCCAGAAGGCCGCGCUGAAGAUCCUCACCGUCGUGAACCGGGAUAAGGAUCAUAUCCCCCCCAUCACCACCAGCGACGCUAACCCCUUUCCCUACCGCAUCGUGCUGAACCCUCGGACGGAUGGCUGGCAAAAUCGCUUUGGCCUGUACUGA
Messenger RNA from Aspergillus melleus, 612 nucleotides. RefSeq names its product autophagy-related protein 101. Gene Ontology annotation, cellular component: phagophore assembly site. Gene Ontology annotation, biological process: autophagosome assembly; autophagy. The record is from RefSeq and is a predicted model, not a curated record. The transcript is spliced from 3 exons. Bases 1 to 612 code for a protein of 203 amino acids. Lineage: Eukaryota; Fungi; Ascomycota; Eurotiomycetes; Eurotiales; Aspergillaceae.